AUGAAUCUUCGUGAACAAUUUUCUACAAAUAAAUAUGCUGCCGGUCGUUUUAUGCAAUUACCUACUCACAAUAAAAUUCAAGUUGAAUAUGUUUGGAUAGAUGGAAGUAUUCAAAAUGUUCGAUCAAAGACUAAAACUGUUGAUUUUAUUCCCAAAAAAGUUGACGAAUUGCCAAUUUGGAAUUUUGACGGUUCUUCGACAGACCAAGCUUCUGUAGGCCUGUUGCUAUGUUCAAUGACCCUUUCCGACUUGGAAAUCAUAAAACAUGCCUGGUUUGGAAUGGAACAAGAAUAUACACUUUUGGAUGUCGAUCACCAUCCAUUCGGCUGGCCAAAGGCUCCUUUUGGAUUUCCUGGCCCACAAGGACCUUAUUAUUGCGGUGUUGGGGCUAAUAAAGCUUAUGGACGGGAUAUUGUUGAAUCACAUUAUCGUGCCUGUUUAUAUGCUGGGAUUACAAUUUCUGGAAUUAACGGAGAGGUAAUGCCUGGACAAUGGGAAUUUCAGGUUGGUCCUUGUGAAGGUAUUGAUAUGGGUGACCAUCUUUGGGUUGCUCGUUAUCUUCUACAUCGUGUAGCUGAAGAAUUUGGUGUUAUUGUUUCAUUUGACCCAAAACCAAUUUCUGGUGAUUGGAAUGGUGCUGGUUGUCACACAAAUUUUUCGACUGAAAAAAUGAGAAAGCCUGGUGGUUAUGCUGAAAUAUUAAAUGCUAUUGAGGCUUUAUCAAAAUCACAUCAUGAACAUAUCGCUUAUUAUGACCCUUCUGGUGGAAAAGAUAAUGAACGACGUUUGACUGGUUUGCAUGAGACAGCAACAAUUGAUAAAUUUAGUUAUGGGGUAGCUAGUCGAUGUUCUAGUGUACGUAUUCCUCGUCAAACUGAAGUUGAUGGAUAUGGAUAUUUUGAAGAUAGACGUCCUUCUUCUAAUUGUGAUCCGUAUUUGGUAACUGAUGCUUUGGUGAGAACUUGCUGUUUGGGUGUUAAAAAGUUGAGUCGUUCAUAUAUUCCUCAAGAUGCAGAGGGUAUUCGAAAAAUGAUAAAUGAAUUACGUAGCGGAAAGAUACAGGAAUAA
Molecule: messenger RNA, 1068 nt
Organism: Meloidogyne enterolobii
Lineage: Eukaryota; Metazoa; Nematoda; Chromadorea; Rhabditida; Meloidogynidae
Source: the annotation of a GenBank genome assembly